AUGGACGCAGACCGAUUUCUAGGGUUGGAAAUCAACCGUGACAGACAGAAAAAAGAGCUAACAGUCACGCAACCUCAAUUCAUCUCAGCGCUGUUAAAGAAAUUUAGGAUGGAGAGCUGCAGCCCGAAGCUGAUACCGGCUGACCCGCACACUCAACUCAGCGCCAACAUGUCACCAAAAACGGAGAAAGAAAUUGAUGAUAUGAAGAAAGUACCGUACCGUGAAGCUGUUGGGUCUUUACUCUACUUAGCGACAACUACUCGUCCGGAUAUAGCUUUUCCCUUAGGGCAAGUGUCACAGUUUUGUCAGAACCAGGGCUAUGGACACUGGAAUGCUGUGAAAAGGAUCAUCUCUUACCUAUCAGGAACGCCUAAUCAUGGACUUCAAUUCAAGGAGGGCAGCUGCAGAGAUGUCAUCGGGUACAUUGAUGCUGAUUUCGCGAGAGACGUGGAUAACAGAAAAUCGACUACAGGAUCUUUUGGCUCUGAGCCUGAGGCCUACCCCCAGGCUCAUGCCUGGCAACUACAGAAUUUUCAGAGACCUUUGUCUGCUUGUGAGAAUGUCAACAAGCAGAUCACGCCGAAAGAAAUAGAAACGAUGGACCUCCUCAAUUUCUCUUCCUGCACUAAAAUUACCCGUCUACUCGCUGCGUCUUGUCCUGACCUGCUUGCGGUAACUGAGACUUGGUUUACUGAUGCUGCUGGUGACCAAGACGCCAGGUCUGUCUGCCCAAGCGGCUACUCAGCAGUGCAGAAGCCUAGAAACCUGGUUCUAACGAAAAAGAAGAGUUGUGGUGGUUUGGCUCUCUUCCACAAAAACUCAGUCAAAGUGACAGUGUUGUCUGAGUUCCCUGAUUUUCUUUCUUUCGAGUGCCUCGACCUUAGUGUUGCGACCAAAUCUACAAAAGUCCGUCUCAUUGUCAUCUACAGACCACCGGAUAAAUCACGUGCCCAAUUCAUUGAAGAAUUCUCUUCUCUACUGGAAUCUACAGUUUCAGUCUCCUCGAAGCUAUUGAUCACUGGAGACUUCAAUCUUCAUACCGACGCGUAUGCCAAUCAUUUUCUGACUCUCGUCGAGUCUUUUGGCUUGCAGCAACACGUGAACCAACACACACACAACGAUGAUCACAUUCUCGACUUGGUUCUCUCCCGUCAGUCGGAAUCCCUGGUAAAAUCCACUCACGUUGAUGACAGCUUAGGUUGGAAUAUCUCUGAUCACUCUGCUAUCAAGUGUGUGCUCAACAUCCGACCUCCCCGUUGGCCGACUAAGACCAUCACCUUCAGGUCGUUCAAGUCCAUUGACUUGGACGCUUUUCUCUUGGACAUUGACUCUCUGCCGUUGGUACAGUCUCCAACCGACUCACUGGAUGGCCUUGUCACCCAGUACAACGAUGGCAUCCGCUCCACUAUCGAUCAACAUGCUCCUCUUCAGACGAAAACCAUUGUUCUUCGUCCUUCUGCUCCUUGGAGAUCCUUUGAAAUCCGAGGCCUUAAAGCGAUGGCAGGAUGGGCCGAGCGAAUGUGGCAGGCUGCUAGGAGAAAACGCGACCCAGCCAGUGAACGAUUCCACAAAGUCUACAGAAAACACCGAUUAAAUUACUCUACUACUCUUGUCGCCGCAAGAACCGAUUCAGUUCGGGAACAUCGUCCCUGCGUGCAGGAAGUUGUCGACGACCUAAGCGAAUUCUUCUCGUCUAAAAUCUCUACAAUACGAUCGAAUGUGGACCGUGUGGCUGAGUCUACCUCUUCUCACACACUUCAGCACGAGCAGUCCUUCCUUCGGCUACAUGAAGAAAAUGACCUGCUCAAGUUUCAAUCUGUGUCCACUGCGGAGGUGUCCAAACUUAUCGAAUCGUCGCCAACGAAGUCGUGUUCCUUGGACCCACUACCAACUCAACUGCUCAAGAAGUGCCUCGUGGUCCUAGUUAGACCAAUAACCGACAUCAUCAAUAACCUUUCCCUUUCUACUGGCGCUUUUCCUUCCAGUCUGAAACAUGGCAUCAUCACGCCUCUCCUGAAAAAAUCAACUCUUGACUGGAACGUACUAGGCAACUUUCUUCCAGUAUCAAACCUUUCAUUUCUUUCGAAACUGAUCGAGAGAGCUGUUCUCAUGUUGCUGACCGAACACUUGUCUAAGUUCUGCCUACUUCCGGUACACCAAUCAGCCUACGGAGCCAACCAUUCAACUGAGACAGCCUUACUCUCCUUAUUUGAUGACCUUCUCACCACAGCAGAUCAAAAAGACGCAAGUGCUCUUGUUCUUCUCGACCUGUCCACGGCAUUCGACACAAUUGAUCACCAAAUACUGCUUGAGAGACUGUCCCACUGUUUCGGUCUUUCUAGCACCGCUGUCAACUGGUUCUCAUCAUACUUAAGCAACAGAACGCAGUCCGUCCAUGUUGGUGCAUAUACGUCUGCUGUCGUUCAUCUUUUGUUUGGCGUAGCACAAGGCUCCGUACUCGGCGGCCCACUGUUCAUCAUGUACGUCACACCUUUUUCUGAGGCUACUAAAACCGAAGGCGUGAAAGUUAGUCAGUUUUCAGAUGACAAGCAGGCACGCUCACGUUUCGCUCUUAAGGAGGAUUUCUCCUCCCAGUCUCAGUGUCGCACCCGCCUUGGCUUCUGGUUUUAA
This is a messenger RNA of Daphnia pulex (common water flea), 2631 nucleotides long. RefSeq lists its product as uncharacterized. Gene Ontology annotation, molecular function: catalytic activity. The transcript is spliced from 4 exons. The record is from RefSeq and is a predicted model, not a curated record. Bases 1 to 2631 code for a protein of 876 amino acids. NCBI's taxonomy places the organism in Eukaryota, Metazoa, Arthropoda, Branchiopoda, Diplostraca, Daphniidae.